Vitis riparia (riverbank grape) is the source of this 3273-nucleotide messenger RNA. Its product is annotated as probable methyltransferase PMT28. NCBI's taxonomy places the organism in Eukaryota, Viridiplantae, Streptophyta, Magnoliopsida, Vitales, Vitaceae. The coding region runs from base 798 to 2972 and encodes 724 amino acids. The record is from RefSeq and is a predicted model, not a curated record. Gene Ontology annotation, molecular function: methyltransferase activity. Gene Ontology annotation, cellular component: endosome; trans-Golgi network; cytoplasm. The transcript has 8 exons.
AUCAACCCACGCUCACGCAUGACUGAUUGAUCCUUUUUCCUGCCAAAACUAUUUUUCCGGUGAAGCAAACGGGCGAAGUGGAAGAAAAUCUGACGACCGAUACAAAUUCUGUUUAUUUCUUACAUAUGUGGAGCUGAUUGCGUAUUGGGUGGAGCAGCACAUGUCAUGCUCGACCUCUUUCAAAUCGCACUCAUCACAUUGCUCCUUGAAUAACCCCUCCUCUGUCUCCAAUUUCGUCUCACUCUUGAGUCAAAAGUAACGAAAGAAAAGCCAUGCCAUAGAAUGCGUUAUCUACAGUAGCUAAACUGUGUUAAUCUUUUUCGUUUUCCGUUGUAAAAUUCUAUUGUUAUCUCAACAAACAAGGCUGCUGAAUCCAUUUCUUUCUUAUUUUGCCAUUUAUUUUGUAAUUUUUUUUUUCUCAAAAAAAGUUGAAUUAGGUAGAUGAUAGCUAUACAAUACUAUACCAGUUCCAAAAACUAAGUGCUCGACUGAAGCUCUAGUUUUGUGAGUUUACCAAUCUGGGCACCUGAAAUUUCCUUAAUAUCGAAGGGAAUCUUGAUGGGUUUUUCUUUACUUAGCUGCAAAUGAUUGUUUAUUCUCGAUUCAGUGGAAAAUUUGUAUAGAUCUUAUCGUCUGAUUGACGGUAGUCAACUAUUUCAUUUUUUUUUUUUAUAAUUCAAUUUUUGUAGUCAAUUGGUGGGUUCUUUUUUGGGUUUCCCAUCUUUUCCUAUGUAAUGGUGUUCUCUUCUCUACUUGAUUUAAUCCUGUCUUAAAGAGACCACUGGAGUCUUUGGGAGAUGGCUCUGGCUCGGUUUGGUCGCCAAGCGAAACGCCCAUAUGGGGUGUGCGUGAAGAUGACGGCGGUGGCGGUCUUGGGAAUGUGUUUUAUAUUCGUUUGGUCUAUGUUCUCGGCUUCUCCUUCUGCCGUGACCUCUCAAAGGAGUAGCUUCGGCGACGUCAAUGAGCCCGUCCCCGGUAGCACAGGGGUGGGCAGUUCACGGACUGGGUUGAAGAAGAACGAACCUGAAAAAACUGAAUUGAGUGGAGGAAGCAACAAGGUGAAAUUUGAAUCUGAUUUGGAAGAGAAAGAUGAGAAAAAGCUUGAUGGGUCUGUGACUUUGGCAGCCAAUGGGAACAACUCUACAAAUAUUGAUAAAAAGGAAGAAGCCAAUGAGGGAAAAGAGGGGAUAGAUAAAGAGAAUCAUGGAUCAGAGGGAUCUGAGAAUAAGGAGUCCGAGAAAGAAAAUGAAGAAGGAGAAGUGGGAGGAGAUGAUAAAGAAGAAGCAGUAGAUCGUGAGGGUGAAGCUAAUGAGGAUGUGGACGCAGAUGGUGAUUGGGCUGUUACAGUGGAGGAGGAACCUGUGGGGAAGGUGGAAGAGGAGAGUGGUGGGUCGAAGAGUACAGGGAAGAAGAAAAAGAGAAAUGGUCCAUUGUUUGAUUUAAAGGCACAAUAUACCUGGAAAUUAUGUAGCACAAGAAGCAAGCACAAUUACAUUCCUUGUAUUGACAAUGAAAGUGGCACUGGAAGACUGCAGAGCUAUCGGCAUAGAGAGAGAAGUUGCCCAAGAACGCCUCCAAUGUGUCUCAUUCCUCUUCCAGCUAAGGGGUAUUCUUCUCCAGUACCUUGGCCAGAGAGCAAAUUGAAGGUACUGUAUAAAAAUGUGGCCCAUCCCAAGCUUGCUGCAUUUAUUAAAACACAUAGUUGGGUGGUGGAGUCUGGAGAAUAUCUUAUGUUUCCCCAGAACCAGUCUGAAUUCAAGGGUGGAGUUUUUCACUACCUUGAAUCUCUUGAGGAGAUGGUACCAGACAUUGAAUGGGGAAAAAAUAUUCGUGUUGUACUGGAUAUUGGCUGUACAGAUGUGAGCUUUGGGGCAUUUCUUCUUGAUAAGGAGGUAUUAACACUAUCACUAGGUUUGAAGGAUGAUCUAGUGGACCUAGCACAGGUUGCUCUUGAACGUGGUUUUCCUGCAGUAGUUAGCCCUUUUGGAACUCGAAGACUUCCUUUUCCCAGUGGUGUUUUUGAUGCCAUUCACUGUGGUGGAUGCAACAUAGCUUGGCAUUCUAAUGGGGGUAAACUUCUUUUGGAGAUGAAUAGGAUUUUGAGGCCUGGUGGAUAUUUUAUUUUAUCAAGUAAACAUGACAACAUUGAAGAUGAAGAAGAAAUGACCUCAUUGACAGCUUCAAUCUGUUGGAAUGUCCUGGCUCAUAAAACUGAUGAAAUCAGUGAAGUAGGUGUUAAAAUAUAUCAGAAGCCAGAAUCAAAUGAUAUAUAUGAGUUGAGAAGGAAGAAAAAUCCUCCGAUAUGCAAGGAAGAUGAGAAACCAGAUGCAGCCUGGUAUGUCCCAAUGAAGACUUGCUUGCAUACCAUCCCAGCAGCUAUUGAAGAACGUGGGACAGAGUGGCCUGAGGAAUGGCCAAAGAGGCUUGAUACUUUUCCUGACUGGCUGGAGAAUAGAGAUAAGUUGAUUGCAGACACUGAGCACUGGAAAGCUAUUGUCAGCAAGUCCUACCUCACAGGAAUGGGAAUUGACUGGUCAAAUGUGCAUAAUAUACUGGACAUGAAAUCCAUCUAUGGAGGAUUUGCUGCAGCUCUUUCUGAUCAGAAGGUCUGGGUGAUGAAUGUUGUCCCAGUCCAUGCACCAGAUACUCUUCCAAUCAUUUAUGAACGUGGGCUUGUUGGAAUCUACCAUGAUUGGUGCGAGUCCUUUGGUACAUAUCCCAGAUCAUAUGAUCUUCUGCAUGCAGAUCAUAUGUUCUCACGGCUUAAAAACAGGUGUAAGCAGCCAGUAGCAAUCGUGGUUGAGAUGGAUCGAAUAUUACGGCCUGGAGGUUGGGCAAUUAUAAGAGAUAAGGUGGAGAUACUUGAUCCCCUGGAAGGAAUUUUGAGAAGUAUGCACUGGGAAAUCCGAAUGACUUUCGCACAGGAUAAGGAGGGUAUCAUGUGUGCCCAAAAAACCUUGUGGCGACCAUAAAAUAUUUGUAGAUGCAGACAGUGUUGUUAUAUAAGGAUAAUGAGUAAUGACCCCCUACUUUCACGAGGUCAUGCUGUUGCUUUCACUUACUAAACCAGAGGCCCUUGCAGGAGAUUCAAGAACACUGAUUUUUGUGAGGAAGUAUAUGACCAUGUAUUCUUGAUUGUUAACAUUUAACACGAAUGCUUGUCAAAUUUUGAGUCUAAACAUUCCCUUUUAAAGGUUGUGUGAAUGUUUCCAUCUUCUUGUUAUGAUGAUAAUAUGGUUUAUAGCAAUUCUGCUUUGUAAAUGGUAUUCAAUA